This is a messenger RNA of Archocentrus centrarchus (flier cichlid), 1160 nucleotides long. RefSeq names its product CMP-N-acetylneuraminate-beta-galactosamide-alpha-2,3-sialyltransferase 1-like. Gene Ontology annotation, biological process: sialylation. Bases 171 to 1160 code for a protein of 329 amino acids. Gene Ontology annotation, molecular function: beta-galactoside (CMP) alpha-2,3-sialyltransferase activity. Lineage: Eukaryota; Metazoa; Chordata; Actinopteri; Cichliformes; Cichlidae. The transcript has 6 exons. Gene Ontology annotation, cellular component: membrane. The record is from RefSeq and is a predicted model, not a curated record.
UCUUUUCUUUUUUAAAAUGACUUUAUAUAAGUGGGAUUUAAGUUAAAAUGCCUCCUUACAGCGCAGUAUCGGUCCCGUCGCUGAUCAUGGCUGUUAUAUAAACAUUGUGACUUUCCUCAUUGUGUGCUUAAUCUGUGUGUAUCUCCAGGCACUCUGUCUGCAGGUUAACAAUGUUGCGCUGUCGAUCAUCAAGGAUGAUUUUAAUAUUGAAGAUGUUGGUUGUCCUGUUGUGCGUCGCUGGCAUCGGCAUGUAUUACCGCUUUACUGUUCCCGACCAAAGGCUGUGCGCUUGUGUAAAAUGUUUAUCAGAAGAUAAGGAGUUGCUUCUUCUGAGAAUGAACCAUAGUUAUCGGCCAUUUUUGACUCCAGACUUUGUCCUCUCACAAGAUGCAUUCAACUGGUGGAAGCGCUUGCAGAAUGAAAAACGGAGCUACGAAACCUAUAAAAUAAUAACGAACAACAUCUUUAAAAUGUUCCCACGGAAUCCAGACAUUAUACAACCCAAAUCUGACCGCUGCAUAACUUGUGCUGUGGUGGGGAAUUCUGCUAAUUUAAGAGGAUCCCAUUACGGCCCUCUGAUAGAUUCACAUGAAAUUGUCAUAAGAAUAAACAGAGGUGUCACCAGAGGCUUUGAAAAAGAUGUUGGGAAUAAAACAACUCAUCGUGUCAUGUAUCCAGAGAGUGCUAUGGAUUUAGACAACAACACUCAUUUAGUGCUGGUUCCCUUCAAGAUGCAGGAUAUCGAGUGGCUCAUAAAGGCCUUUACCACAGGUUUUACGGGAAGGUCAUAUGCUCCAAUAAAAUCAAAGAUCAACGCUAAGAAGAAUUUGAUCAUGGUGCUAAAUCCAGGUUUCAUGAAGUAUGUUCAUGAGGUUUGGCUGCAACAUAAUGGAAGCUAUCCAUCCACUGGCUUUAUGACUUUGAUUCUUUCACUGCACAUUUGUGAUGAGGUUGACGUGUUUGGUUAUGGAGCUGACAGUGAUGGAAACUGGAGUCACUACUUUGAAAUACUUAAAGACAAAAUGUUAAAAACUGAAAUACAUCCUAGAAAUUAUGAAUAUGCAAUCAUCCAGCAGUUAGCUCAGCAACAGAAAAUUCAGUUUCAUACCGGCCUAAUGAAACCAAAGGGACAAAAUGCAGCACGCUGGCGUGGUGGUUAG